Messenger RNA from Fusarium verticillioides 7600, 1194 nucleotides. RefSeq lists its product as hypothetical. Gene Ontology annotation, biological process: carbohydrate metabolic process. The transcript is spliced from 7 exons. NCBI's taxonomy places the organism in Eukaryota, Fungi, Ascomycota, Sordariomycetes, Hypocreales, Nectriaceae. Bases 104 to 1045 code for a protein of 313 amino acids. The record is from RefSeq and is a predicted model, not a curated record. Gene Ontology annotation, molecular function: hydrolase activity, acting on carbon-nitrogen (but not peptide) bonds.
GGCUCAAGUUAUAUGGCAUUGGACCUGACCGAGUGUGAAAGUUGACGUAAACAGCGCAUUUCCGAGAUAUAUCACAUUUAUUUUUCAGAGACUCACUCGAAAGAUGGGCAAGAAGAAGGUUUUGGUCUGCUACGGGGUGGAUAUCGAUGCCGUGGCCGGUUGGCUGGGGUCAUACGGAGGCGAAGACAGCACAAGCGACAUCAGCAGAGGUCUCUGGGCGGGAACAAUCGGUACCCGACGCUUGUUGAAGCUAUUUGAAAAGUACAACAUCAAAGCCUCAUGGUUCAUCCCUGGACACAGCUUGGAAACAUUUCCAGAAGAGUGUGCUAUGGUCCGAGAUGCUGGACAUGAGAUUGGUCUACAUGGCUACAGCCACGAAAACCCCGUGGACAUGACCUUUGAGCAGCAGAAAGACGUUCUGCACAAGACAUGGAAGUUACUCACCGACUUCUGCGGAAAGCCGCCCAAGGGGAGCGUGGCGCCUUGGUGGGAGACAAGUGAAGAAGGGACCGAGUUGAUGCUCAGCUACGGAAUCGAGUAUGACCACUCAAUGUCUCAUCACGACUGCCAAGCAUAUUGGCUGCGGACAGGCGACUCAUGGACCAAGAUUGAUUACACCAAGAAGGCUGAGGAGUGGAUGAAGCCACUGACAAAGGGAAAAGAGACGGGCAUGGUCGAAAUACCUGGCUCUUGGUAUAUAGAUGAUUUACCGCCUAUGAUGUUUAUCAAGAACUCUCCAAACUCACAUGGAUGGGUCAACCCGAGAGAUGUCGAAGACAUUUGGAAAGAUCACUUCGAUUACUUCUACCGGGAAUAUGACGAAUUUAUCUUCCCAAUGACUAUCCACCCCGAUGUGUCGGGUAGACCUCACGUUCUCCUGAUGCACGAACGCAUCAUUGAGCACAUCAACAAGCAUGAAGGUGUCGAGUGGGUCACGAUGGGAGAGAUGAGCGAUUACUUCAAGAGCAAGAAUCCUGCGCCUGAAGGCGCUCUUAUGCCGGCAAGUCACGAGGAGGUGAUGAAGAAGUUUCAAGAGUCCACGUAGAAGCAAUGAAGUCACAAUCUGUCGGGUAAUUAUAUACUUGUAGGAAGUCAAGUUGAGCAAUAAGUUUUACCAGUCAUGAUUUUUUAGCUACUGUUAUUUAUGAUCCUCGGCAUGUCUCUGCUGUGGCAGCUAAGAUAAAAUCACACAUC